UGAUGUGUGGCUGCUGGAGGGAGGAGUCACGCACCUGUGAAUCUACACCUGGCUCCCAGAGAGAACGAGAAGGACAGCCAAGCUGGAGGAGAGACAGAAGAGAAGCGAUAGACAGCAACUCCCUUAAAUCCAUAUUAAAAAAGGGGGUCCUAGAGGGCCUCAACUGCUGGACUCAACUGGACAGAGAACUGAACCUAAGGAUACUGACGCAGAUAACAACCGCCUUAACAGACGUAUAUUAACCUGCACAGAGCUAUCAAAGUCUGUUUUCUUCUAAAUGGCGACCGCAGAACCAGCACCAGCCUGGUGGAAACUGACCUUCCUGCGGAAGAAGAAAUCAGAGCCCAAAGUGUUGUACGAAAUCCCUGGAGACCACAGCAGCAACGCCGGGGAGACGGCCGGGACACCGGACGCAGCUACGGACAGCCAGUUUAAUGCCCGCUUGGAACGCAUCGUGGACAAAACGGCGACAAAGGGGCGACACGUGAAAGUCUCACAUUCGGGCCGGUUUAAAGAGAAGAAGAGAAUCCGCUCUACGCUGGCAGAAAACCCUGAGCUGUUCCCUGAGGCAGAAACAACGACUAAUGAGAAUAAUAAAAGUGGAAAAUAGAGUCUCUGUGUAAACAUGGUAGGGUCACUGUGCAAGAAGCCACUCAAGAGGGCCUUGGUCUAUGUAGCACUCUUCCAUUGAUGUCCUCUGUAGUUUACAAUCACCUGAGGUUGAGCCUGAAGCUGGAAAAGGACCGCUGAAUUAGUGAUCUAUACUAAUGUUUAGGAACAAAGACGGGCACAAACCCAAAGAUCAGGUUUCUCCACAGAUACGCACGGCAGGACCGCAUUGUGGUCGUCUGAUGAAAGGCUGACAGUUGGCACAUGUUUAGUCAAGAGAAAUCUACCGUGAGAGAAUCAAAUCAAUCAUACAUCAACACAAGAUAUCAGUAAUGCUCUGAUUAUUCUAGUUUCCUGUUUUCAUAU
Molecule: messenger RNA, 975 nt
Organism: Carassius auratus (goldfish)
Lineage: Eukaryota; Metazoa; Chordata; Actinopteri; Cypriniformes; Cyprinidae
Product: proline-rich protein 15-like protein A
Exons: 2
Coding region: 278-610 (110 amino acids)
Source: RefSeq, a predicted model, not a curated record